AUCACCACAAACCUCAACCGUCGACAGGAUCACCAACAAUCACCGCCGCGGAAAGAUUGCCCAUUAUACUCACACAGUAUAUCCAGUUAUAGAUGCAGCAAAACCCAAUCGUGCCCACACUUAUGGAUAAUGUUCCCAUCGCCCGGCUCGAAGAGCUGCAGACCCAUCUGCGGCAGCUUCAAGAAGACGACAGCCUUCAAAUUGAUGCCCGGUUGCUAGACGAAGUCGAGCUUCAGCUCACCGAGGACAACAUCCCGCCGCUUCUACCAACACUUCUUGGUCCUCUGACGGCCAUCCUCAAAACCACCACCCAAGAUCCCACGUCUGUCCUUAGCAUCACAAUCAAGCUUCUAUCCCCACUACCUUUUACUCGCUUGUUGACAAUUGCCGACCAGGAAUCCAUUCUAGCGGCCCUCAGCUCGCCUCUCCCUGGAGCCAACCUUCUUGCCCUAGCCAUCAUCCAUAAGGCAGCCAAGACCGCCGCCGAUGCCGCCAUCCUCAGCACCCUACCAGAGGUUGUCGAGGAACUGGUACGGCGAUGGCUGGACGCAAAGGAUGUUGGCGUUGGUGAAAAGGCGGCCAGGGUACUCGGUGACUUGCUUGAAACAGAUUGCGACAUUGUUGAGGCCCAGCCCGCCCCGACGAUAAACGGCACCACCGGACAGGAAGUUAUAAAGCGCCGUGUGCCGGGCCACGGCCGUCUUUGGCAGAUGAUCUUGUCGAAUAGAGAGUUCCUCACAUUAAUAGUCUCACUCUGUUCGCCAUCACCGGAAGACACAGAAUCGCCGCGUACGACAAAUCAGCAGUCACUCUCUCAAGGGCGAGUGCUUCGUCUUCUUCCUCGGUUGGCAACUCUUAACCUCCGCGCCAUCACACAACAGCCGCUCCCUGAUUUCUUCACUGCGGUGCAUGCGGAUGCAGGUGCUGGGCUGUUGCAAUGGGCUUCAUUCGAUAUGAUUGACAAGGAAGACAUUCUUAUGCGCCUUAGCGUCGUCGACUUUUUCGAAACUUUUGUCAGUAUCAUGAGGGUCACAAGGGUCACAACACCAGAUAAAGACGAAAUUGUAAAGAAGAUAGUCAAGGUGGCAGCGGAGAGUGAUGAGGAGCUGAAAUCUGCUCUUUUGGCUUUACCUGACCGAACGGUAGAGGAGGAAGCUGAGCCACUACGAGAAUAUAUUGCAAAGUUACUGAACUAGGCAGCCAAAAAGAUAUACAAACGAUAAUAUUCGUCGAUUUAUCCAAGCGUAGUAAAUAAUGGGCAAUAGAAAUUUCAAUUAUUGUAGCAUUGCGGGCUAUUGUCUAUCGCAACGCUCGCUUUUUUCAUGCAUGUGGUACAUACAAAAUUCGAUCUAACAGCCAAAGCAUAUUUUCCAUCCAGCGCCUAUAUACACUGGCAUUAUGUCUUCAGUCCUUCUUCUUUAGUAAAUAUUUGCCUGCAAGCUUAUAACAUCUUGCGAGCGGCGGCUUCUACGCCGUCCACAGCAGGGCCACCACCACCACCAGCAGAGCUGCUAACACUGGCCCUGCGAGCUUCUUCGACGUUUGUCAUGCCUUCAAUGCCGAGUGCAACCUCGCCAACUCGGCGCAGCACAGUGAGAAGCGCACCACGCAGGUCAGGCGCGAGGUCCUUGGUAAGGAGCUCUACGGAGAGUGGGUAGAAGGCAUUGAUAUGUGACUUGAAGGCGUCCUCAGGGAAUGUAGCAUAGCCCUCAAGGACAUCAACCACCACGGGCCGCCAGGCAGCAAUGUUGCGCUGCUGGCUCUCCUCAACGAGGCUCGAGUAGCCUGUAAUGAUGUCUUUGCACAGCGGUACAAGCGCUGCCUCAAUGUCAGGCCGGCUGCCCAGUCGCUCGGGGCUCUCGUCCGCAAACAUGCGGAACAGGAUGGAGAUGUACGUAGCGGCAGCACCAGACUCUUGCUUGAGCAGGUUGGGGGGCUGCUUCAUGAAGCCCUCGCGCCACAACUUCAUGCGUAGCUCCUUGUCUUCGUUAAAGCGGCGGGCAAACUGGAACGAGCGCUUGAGGAGCGCCAUCAGGCGCAGAAGCUCGUUAGACGGGAUGUUGGCGUACACUGUAUCAUUGCCAAAGAGCUCAUUGACAGUCUCAAUCAUGAGUAGCUGCAGUACACAGCGCGAAAUGAUCUUGUUGAAGAACCGGCGGCGCGCGGCAGUCACCACAACGGGUUGCUGCUGCAGGUUCGAGUUGGGCUUGAACUCUUCGAGCGGCGCCGAUAUCUCGCCGCCAACAGAACCUCGUCGGGCUUCGUCGUCAAAUGGACGAGGAGACAGGGGGCGGUUGGCCGAGUCACUAUCAGAAAUCACACUGAUAUUGUCGCCGUUGAUCUUUAGAGACUUCUCGUCAACAACUGGGGCGUCACCGGGGGGGCUGACGCCUCCUGAAAACUCAACACCGUUCGAGGCAGGAAUCGACAAGGAUCCUGGGCCAGCCACAUUGGCGGCUGUGAAGAGCUGAUAGGCGGUUGUACGCUCAAAUAGCUCGCAGAAGGCACCGACAAUCUUGUUCCAGUGAGCGGGCGUGAACUUCAUAACGUUCUUCAGAAUGAGUUGUUGCAGGCAGUUGCUGCCGAUUCUGGAGAUAGUAUCGUUUUCUUGGCAAAUACAGAGCUCAAGUAGUUCGAGGAAUCUGUCCAGCAUGUGCUCCAAGGCUUCAAAGUAGUGUGUGAACAGAGUAAUCAUCUGGCGAAGUGCCUGGAUCAUUGUUGUUGACAGCCAAACAGAGAGCUCCUCGUGAUUGAGAACGUUGGACAUUUCAGGACGAGAGCGUAGCACCAUGAAGAUGGGGUACAGUUGCUGCCGCCAUAGGAUGUCCCAGAACUCAGGUGUGAAAUCACCGCCGUAUUUCAUCAGAGCGGCAAAGAAGUAGUCCAGUGCGUUGGAGCGGACCUCGAGAUCUUCGCCAGUCAUGAGUACAUCAUGGAACGCAAACAGGACGGGGAACCAGUAUCCUUCUUCGACUGAGGUACGAGGGACAACCCGUUUGCCCUCAUCGCCAUCAUCUCCUGUCUUAGUGUCACUCUUCUUCUGGUAUUGAGAGAGUGGGCACUCAGGUGUCUUGAGCAUUGUGGGAAUAAUAGACUUGAGGAGCUCAAGGGCGUUGAGGCUCUUCUUCUGGAACUUGAGGUUCUUGGAGAACUCAGUUAGACAGACAAUCAAAUCCGUAAAGGCUCCUUGGGCAAUGACCACGCCAAACUUCUCUUUGUACACUUGGGAAACGUUUUCGUACGCAAGGUACACAAUGCUCUCAUAGGACUCGCGAGCGGCAACGGUAAAAACGCCAAACAUAGUUCGCCAACCAGAGCGAAUGUUAUCGCCCUUGGCCUGGAUCAUUUGAAUAAGACAGCGAAGAACCAAGUCCUUCACUGUAACGUUGUGAGAGUUGGCAAGGACGUGUUCAAACGGCUUGAGGAAGUCUUUUUGGAACUUGAAACCAGCGAGCUCUUCAAUCUCCAUGAAGCGCAUCGACAGCUGUCGUAGCGAAUCCAGUGCAAAGAAGACAAUGUUCAUGUUGUUGUGGCAGCCAACUUGGUUGAAGUGUUCGCCCAAAACACCCCAGAUAUUGCUCCACUCGAAUCUGACACGGUUCAUGUUGUAGUAACUGAUUUCGACAAUCUUUUGCAGACUGUAGGUGCGCGUGGAGUCAUUGGAGCCGGACACCUUGAUUUCAUCCCAGCUCACCUCCGUCAAGGCUUUGGCAAAGAACACCAUGGCUUCACCGCUGAGAUUGGCUGUGUUUGUGAAGAUGCGAUCAACACUGCGAACAACCUCGUCUGAGCGACUCUCCAAGGCAAUCUCAGUGGAGAAGCCCUUAGGUCCGGUGCCGGAUCUUUGACGGGGUCUUCGAGAAGAUGUUGAUGGUCGAGGGUCAGAGUCUGUUCUUGAGGGUGGCACGAAGCGGGCCUUGGAGACGUCUGGAAUGGCGCUCUCAUCAACGCCUCCAGAGAUAAGUUGCAGUCUGUCGAGUUGGCUAAUACACAUGAGAAUAUCUUUCCAUGACUCUCUCAAGAGGUUGCCCUCCGUCUGGGCAAGGUCAAGAAUGACCUUGAGCGCCUCGAUGUUGGUGGCUAACAUCUCCUGCGGGUUAUUCAGGUUGGUUGUGUUUUUCAAUGCCGAGAUAAAGGCCUCACGGGGUGUUGAGAGUUCAAAGGUACAGGCUAUCUUGGUGGCAAGGCGCAUACCCUCGAGGCAGAGCUUGUUCACUUCAAUGUUAUGAGACCUCUGGAGCUGCGCAGAGAGUGCGGAGAAAAGUGACAUCCAAGUAACAUCAAACAUUGGGCCGACAUGCUUAAAGGACGUGGCUGGAAUGAACUUGGGUCCAGUCUUGGCUGCAUUUCGACGCUGGCUUUUGAAAAGGUUCUUGAACAGUUGCUCGGAGCGGAGUGAGAUUUCCUCGGAUUGGGCCAUGUACGCCUCGCGUUGCAAGUCUCUGCCAACGUUGGAAAAGGCUUGACCGAGACCAGCGGCUAGACCUGUAGUCUGAGCAGGGGCCGUGCCUGCUGCAGCCGCAGCCUCUCUUUCACUGGUGAGAACAAUCUCAUUGCCGGCAAUUUCGUCGUAGAUGCCCAGAAGAUAUUCAUCGGGCAAAUCAGCAUUAUCGUUGAUACCGCGGUUAUUCUUGAUGAAUUCUUCUUUUGUCAUGCGCUUGGCAAUCUUGCUGCUAUGCAGAUCCGUGUUGAGAAGAAUAACGGAAUAAGCAAGCACAUAGGCAGUGUCGGCGUUUGCAAAGGCAUUGGGAUUUCCUAGGACAUAGCGCUCAGCAAACUUCAACAUGAAGCGAUCAAUCUUCUGGGCUUCACCGGGCAGUCUGAAGGACUGCAGAAAUUGGCGGAGGGCAUCGACGAAGCGUCUCUUAGUAAACUCCAUCGAGUCAACAAAUGCGUGCAUGAUGUCAAUGUUGGCUUGGUCUCCUUCACCGAGAUAUUCACCAAUCUGAGCCUUGUCAAGCUUUUCUUCUUUAAGCAGGAAAGCCGCGAUAUCGACAGGCUUAGAACUAGCAAUAAAACCGUCGCGGAUCAACAUCUUGAUACCAUGCUUAGGUUUGAAGUUGAAUUGCCGAAUGGCAUUCAUGAGCGCCGUCUUGCGUGCCUUAUCUUUUUCCAGCUGCGCAGGGUCGUCAUCCAGAACUGGAGUAGAUGGCGGGAUAGGAGUUUCAAUACGAGAGUUGCUCUCACUUGCCGUAGGAUCGAUCGAUGCACGCAAUUCGUCUGUCGACGCCUUGUAAUCAGCUCCCUCCUUUCGUAUCGUGUUGACGUCGGGUCGAACUGCAGCAGACCAGUUGACUAGCGAGCGAAGAGCCUCAACCAACGCUUCCAGGGAAGCGCGUUUCAUGGCAUACUCCUUAGGAUAAUCAGGCUCGGCCUCUUGCUGAGGCAUAAUCUGAGCUACUGUCAAGGACGGGGGAAGAAUUCCUUUGAGCUGCCAUUCGCUUGCAGGAGUAGCUCGUAGUCGUGAUUCUUCGUAGGCCUGUUCGUUUACAGGCGUAAUUGUGACAGGGACAGUUGCAAAUUUGGAUAAAUCUUCAAUGAUGGUCUGAUAAAUAUUCUCCACACUCUGGUCGCAGUCGUAGUUGAGGUAGAUUUCGACAAGGGCUCGUGGGUCGGCGCAGAGUCGGUUGAGGAUGUUGAUAAAGUAGAGCUUUUGCGUCGACGGCGCGUUUCUUUGGGACAACAGUGCAAGGUAGAUUUCCUUUAAUAUAAC
Molecule: messenger RNA, 5713 nt
Organism: [Torrubiella] hemipterigena
Lineage: Eukaryota; Fungi; Ascomycota; Sordariomycetes; Hypocreales; Clavicipitaceae
Source: the annotation of a GenBank genome assembly